UGUAACUAGGUAACAGUACCUACAUCGUAAAAUCGUGGACCGUUGUCCAGAAUAAGCCGGCUACUAAUUAUAUGGUGUGCAACGCUCACUUUAUAUUAAGAGGUAGUUAUCCGCUACGUGCAGUACUGUGCUUACCCCCGUAACCAACAUGCGGAUUCAUGUGCUGUUCAUCGCACUGCUACUACACACAGCGGCUGCAACGCUGGACUUCAAGCAGUUGAAGGACACAGCAGCAACGCAACUGCAAACAAUAACAGACACAGCUGCAACAAAACUGCAAUCAUUAACAGACACUGCAACUACAACUAUACAGCAAUUCGUCGAUACAAUAGACUUGGACAAAGUGCAACAACUCGAUGUACUUCAAAUCCUCCCAAAGUUACAAAAUAAAGGCAAACUUAUUAAGGAGACUUAUGAAAAUUUACCCGAGUAUGGGAAAAAGGCCCAAAUGUAUUUGCAAAGUAUAAAGGGAAUGAAAGGUGAUUUGGUAAAGGCUUUAAAGUUCAAAUUGCCGUGGCCUGAAAUGAGGGUGUAUUAUCACCAUGUGUACCUUGAUCCUCACGACCAUCAUCAUCACCAUGGGCCGUAUUAGGAUUUGCCGUUGUAGUUAUUUAUUUUAUAUCUACUUAUCAGUACACCUGCCUCCCAUUGGGGUAUGCCAAAUCACUAAUUUAUUAAUUGGUUGCAUAAUAUGUAAUGUCUUUAAGUGUGGGAGAGCCAUGCUUCGGCUCGACCAGAGUGAUACCACGGUCUUACAGAAAACCGACGUGAAACAACGCAAGCGUUGUGUUUCGUCGUAUGAGUGAGGUUAUCGGAGACCCAAUUACCCAAAUUCCCGAAUCCCAACGACCCAUAAAUUCCUACCGCUCAUGUAACCCCAAUUAUCAAAAUUCCAAUACGAAUCAGGAUCAUCAAAAAUUGCCUAACAAAAUCGUAAUAUUUAUUUCAUAUCUUUUUUACAUUUUUAUACUUUUCUAACAUAAAUUAGAUAAUAAGUGUAACAAAGCUUAUCU
Spodoptera frugiperda (fall armyworm) is the source of this 1013-nucleotide messenger RNA. RefSeq lists its product as uncharacterized. The transcript has 2 exons. The record is from RefSeq and is a predicted model, not a curated record. Bases 149 to 592 code for a protein of 147 amino acids. Lineage: Eukaryota; Metazoa; Arthropoda; Insecta; Lepidoptera; Noctuidae.